AUGCAGGCUGACCAAACGGUUUUGAGCUUGAGACCAGGAGGUGGAUCCCGUGGUGGAAGCAGAUUUUUGGGCUCACGCUUUGACUCAUCAUCGGCGGCUUUUACUGAUCUGCAGUUGCUGCGUCCCCAUGGUGGUGGUGCUUCUUCACUCCCUUCCUUCAAGACUGGAGAAUCCCGAUUUCAUGGCCUCAAUCGGAUUCGCUACACCAGAGACCAGUUCUUACAGCUAAGGGAGGUGGCUAUCAUCCCAGAGGACAUUCUGAAGGCCAAACAAGAGGUUGAUGCUGAAUUUUUUGGUGAAGAUCCAAGCUGGGCUCAUGGAGAGAGCAAUCUUCAGAAUCAGGGCCAGAGUCGCUAUUCUCAGCCGGACAGCCGUGACUGGCAUAAUCGGUCUGCACAAUUUUUUGCUCCUGCAGAGGAGAGAUCCUGGGAGAGACAACAAGAUACAAACCAACAAUAUAAGCAAGAACAACUGAGCUCACAGUUUGGAAAAGCACAAAUCUCUUCCAACCAAGGGGAUGCUGAAGCCAUCGUGCGCUCCAUCCAGGACUUGUUCACUUCUUGGGAACAAAGCGAUGAGUGGGGGAAACUUAGGGAACAAAUGCGUACAGCUUGGGAUAAACUGUAA
This is a messenger RNA of Fraxinus pennsylvanica, 627 nucleotides long. The record is from the annotation of a GenBank genome assembly. NCBI's taxonomy places the organism in Eukaryota, Viridiplantae, Streptophyta, Magnoliopsida, Lamiales, Oleaceae.